AUGUAUCACGAGGCUGCCGGCGCUGCGAACUCGGGCGCGCCGGACCGCCUGCCCCUGGGUCGGGAGGUGUUCGUGGGUCGCACUCACGAGGAGGCUUUCGCCAGCGCGGCGCCCUACCUGGGCGGCAAGUACGAGGCCUACGCCCAGUGGGGCCAGGACAAGGCGCUGCCCGGCGAUGAAAACUUCCGCGAACCCUUCGAGGAUUUGGCCCGCGACCGCUUCGUCAUCGGCAACCCCGACGAGGUGGUGGAGGAGCUAACCCGCUACCGCGAGCUGGGGAUGUCCCACGGCUGCUUCCGCAUGAUGUGGCCCGGGAUGCCUUUGCAGGAUGGGGUCGCCAACCUGGAGCUGUUCGCAGAGCGGGUGGCGCCGCAUCUGAGGGAGGAUUAG
Molecule: messenger RNA, 390 nt
Organism: Geodia barretti
Lineage: Eukaryota; Metazoa; Porifera; Demospongiae; Tetractinellida; Geodiidae
Source: the annotation of a GenBank genome assembly